Molecule: messenger RNA, 3872 nt
Organism: Linum trigynum
Lineage: Eukaryota; Viridiplantae; Streptophyta; Magnoliopsida; Malpighiales; Linaceae
Source: the annotation of a GenBank genome assembly
CGAAAAUAAAUUGGCCCAAAUCGGUGCUUAAUGGACUUAUCAUUCCGUGGAGAAUAGGAUCAAUAGACUUCAUUGUCGAUGGAGAAUAGCCUCGGCCUGAUUCCGUGAACUGUAGCCUCCAUAAUCGAAAGAAAAUGGCAUUUCGGAAAAAUCGACCAAAAUCUGUGAUGGUACCCCUUUGCAAUCUGCCAAAAAUUUACCCGGAAUAAAUCCUCCCAAAUCGGUGCUUAAUGGACUUAAUCAUCGUUGAAGAAUAGUCUCGGGCCGAAUCCGUGAUCUGUAGCCUUCAAAAUCCAAAGAAAAUGGCCUUUCGACGCCCACAAAAUUACGAAAAUGCCAUCCGAAAAUAAAUUGGCCCAAAUCGGUGCUUAAUGGACUUAUCAUUCCGUGGAGAAUAGGAUCAAUAGACUUCAUUGUCGAUGGAGAAUAGCCUCGGCCUGAUUCCGUGAACUGUAGCCUCCAUAAUCGAAAGAAAAUGGCAUUUCGGAAAAAUCGACCAAAAUCUGUGAUGGUACCCCUUUGCAAUCUGCCAAAAAUUUACCCGGAAUAAAUCCUCCCAAAUCGGUGCUUAAUGGACUUAAUCAUCGUUGAAGAAUAGUCUCGGGCCGAAUCCGUGAUCUGUAGCCUUCAAAAUCCAAAGAAAAUGGCCUUUCGACGCCCACAAAAUUACGAAAAUGCCAUCCGAAAAUAAAUUGGCCCAAAUCGGUGCUUAAUGGACUUAUCAUUCCGUGGAGAAUAGGAUCAAUAGACUUCAUUGUCGAUGGAGAAUAGCCUCGGCCUGAUUCCGUGAACUGUAGCCUCCAUAAUCGAAAGAAAAUGGCAUUUCGGAAAAAUCGACCAAAAUCUGUGAUGGUACCCCUUUGCAAUCUGCCAAAAAUUUACCCGGAAUAAAUCCUCCCAAAUCGGUGCUUAAUGGACUUAAUCAUCGUUGAAGAAUAGUCUCGGGCCGAAUCCGUGAUCUGUAGCCUUCAAAAUCCAAAGAAAAUGGCCUUUCGACGCCCACAAAAUUACGAAAAUGCCAUCCGAAAAUAAAUUGGCCCAAAUCGGUGCUUAAUGGACUUAUCAUUCCGUGGAGAAUAGGAUCAAUAGACUUCAUUGUCGAUGGAGAAUAGCCUCGGCCUGAUUCCGUGAACUGUAGCCUCCAUAAUCGAAAGAAAAUGGCAUUUCGGAAAAAUCGACCAAAAUCUGUGAUGGUACCCCUUUGCAAUCUGCCAAAAAUUUACCCGGAAUAAAUCCUCCCAAAUCGGUGCUUAAUGGACUUAAUCAUCGUUGAAGAAUAGUCUCGGGCCGAAUCCGUGAUCUGUAGCCUUCAAAAUCCAAAGAAAAUGGUCUUUCCAAAAAAUCGCCCAAAUUUUCACUUACUUUUAAUUACCUUUUGGUACCUAAAAUUUCUAAAAGCAUACAAAAUUAAAUGAUACAUUCAGUAAAUAUCAUCUCAAAAAUCAAAAUUACCUUUUGGUACGUCCUCUCCUUCCCUUUCCCAUGCAAUCAAGGUUGAGCGCAGUUUCCAUUUCUGGGUAUCUCAGGACAAACCCUUUCUUCGUUUCUUCUCCCGGCCUUUCCCCAAUCACCAAUUAAUCAGGAAAGGAACGAUUGAUUGGCUCCUUCGAACAAUCCCUCUUCUCACCUCGUUCGGCCAUGGAGGUGGGUCGUCUUUAGCACUAGCUCCUCUUCCUCUGCCUUCUCCCUCCCAUUGCAGGUGCCACGACAGGUUGGUCUCAUGAACCCAUCUGUGAUUUUCAGUGAGUUUCAAUCUGAUGACCACAUUAGCGGUUAUGAGAAUACCCCAAAUUGAACAAAUGGCUUUGGUUUUCUGAUCCUGUUUUGUGGGGUUAUUCUGUUUUUAUUUUUAUUUUUUGUCCUUUGCUGUAGUUCUCUUAAAGAAGUGGAAUUGGGGGUCUUGGCACUUGUGGCAGCCCAGGUUUUCCUGUGUGAUCGAUGGGGAUAUCACGGGAUAACUUUCAUGGACUUGUACUGGCUGUUUCUUCCAGCAUUUUCAUUGGCUCCAGCUUCAUUGUCAAGAAAAAGGGCCUUAAGAAGGCUGGCGACACUGGAAGCAGGGCAGGUGUAGAUUAUGUUCUUCUAUUUCAUUCCCGCUGGCCUGAACCAUUAAAAUUUUGUUUCUUUCUUUCAGUGCUGUGGUAGAACUAUGAUGGGAUCUAAUCCUAUAGUAACUGGUUGGUUUAUCAUUAUAGGUGAGGGAGGCUAUUCCUACUUGUAUGAACCGUGAUGGUGGGCUGGAAUGGUUACUAGUAAGUUCCCUCACAACUUCACAAGCUCCCUACUUCAUUUUGACAUCUUAUAAUAUAAACCAAUCUGGAAGCUGAAAAUUUUCUGAAUAACCUUGCUUCCUUUUCUUUAUUAUGUACAGUGAUUUUGGGGGAGGUAGCUAAUUUUGCUGCUUAUGCAUUUGCCCCUGCAAUUCUGGUGACUCCCUUGGGAGCUUUAAGUAUUAUCUUCAGGUAUGUCCAAAGAAAAAGCCCCUUCUGGUUGCCUUUUCCUGUGAAGGAAUUGGGUUGUGAUGGAAACCAUAAUUUUUGCAGUGCAGUGCUAGCACAUUUCAUUCUGAAGGAGAAAUCGCACAUCUUUGGUGUACUUGGAUGUGUACUUUGCGUGGUAGGUUCCACAACCAUCGUCCUCCACGCUCCACAUGAAAGAAAUAUUGUUUCAGUCAGAGAAGUCUGGCACCUUGCUACAGAACCAGGUAACAUUUAAUAAUGCCUACCCAUCUUAGGUUUUCUUUCUCAAAGGUUUCUGAAAUUAUGAAUCUGAGUAAUCUCUUUCGUUUGGACAGGUUUCCUAGUCUAUGCAGCUCUUGCUGUGAUUGCAGUUUCAGUUCUCAUUUUCUACGCUCUCUCAUGGGUUCCCUCACGGUUAUGAGUGUGAAAGCUGUUAGCAUUGCUCUCAAGCUUUCAUUUUCUGGGAUGAAUCAGUUUGUUUACCUCCAGACAUGGAUCUUCACCCUAAUCGUUAUCACCUGUUGUCUUCUUCAAAUCAACUACUUGAAUAAGGCACUGGACACCUUCAAUACGGCUGUUAUUUCUCCAGUCUACUAUGUGAUGUUCACCUCGUUUACCAUCCUAGCCAGCAUGAUCAUGUUUAAGGAUUGGGACUCGCAGAAUGCGUCACAGAUUGCUACAGAACUGUGUGGGUUCAUCACAAUCCUGUCUGGCACAUUUCUCUUACAUAGAACAAAAGACAUGGGGAACGCCACUCCUAAGCCAGAUGAGGAAGCUCCUGUAUUUGGAAACACAAACAACAGAACCCCAGAAACUGCUGCUUAGCAGAGAAAAAGGAUUACUGGGUUUUCCGGAGUCAGGGGAAUUGAGUUUUGAUCUCUUGCAGUUGUACAGAGCAAGUAAGUGGGUUGCACAGCAAACUGACCAAAGAAGUUUAAAGCCAUGGUAGCCCUGGUUUGGGACCAAAGAGAAACUUUAAAAAGCCACACCUUUUCUUCUCCACUUUUCCCAGCUGAGUUAGACAGAUUUCCAAGAUAUGAAGGUGGAGAGCAAUUGGGGUACCUUAGAUGAUGAUAUAAGAUUAGCCGAUUAGGGAUUUUAGGGAGAGUUCUAUAAUAUACUUCUGGUUCUGUUCUGUAAUAUCUGUUCAUUCCCCCCUGCUUCAUGUGGAGAUGACUUUUCGAUUCUUUUGGAGUUUCUGAUGUUUCAUACCCUUAUAAAUUGGUGAGUUUUUAGUUGAAAUUUCAUUCAACAACACCCUCUUAUGGUGAAUUUGGUACUCCAAACUCACCAUUCAAAUUCUGCAUUCAAAGUAAUCCAAAAAAUAUAGGAUUCCGAACCAAAGGAGAAGCCAGGCUCAAUUCUAGGCCACAUAGUGUUGUAGAAAGCUGCUAAAAAAGGGGAUUCAGAACA